GAGAGAUCUUCCACGGUUGGCCAACAUACCAAAUUUUCCUUGUCCAUUUGCGAUCUCAUUGCUGUAACUGUAACUGUAACUCAGAUAUUCUUCACCUAACAUAUCAUUGAAGUAGUGAAAAGAAAGAGAAAAAGAGUUGAUAAUAAGGCCUACAGUCAUUAACUUUCUCUGAUUAGUGGCAAAAGGCACUUUCACUUCCUCUUGUUUACGAAAGACCGGAGAGCUUUUGCAACCAUUUGAUCUUUUCAUAUCUGUUCAGGCAUGGUGAGGAGAAUGUUAAGCUCUAUUUCUUCAGGUGGUUUGAAUGCAGAAGCCGAGGCCGAGGAAGCUACUCGCUUCCAGAAUGCCCUCCUGGAACUAAAAGGCUUGCGUUCCCAGCUUCAUCAAGCGGCAGACUACUGUGAAACAACGUUCUUGAAAACUAAAGAGAAGAAUGAAGUGGUGGAAAACACCAAAGAGUACGUAUGCAGGGCCAUGGUAACUGUGGUUGAUCAUCUUGGAAAUGUCACUUCCAAUUUAGAGAGCUGUAUUUCUCAAACUAAUGCCUUCAACGAGGUCGAGCUUCGAUUAAACUGCUUAAACCAAAGACUCCUCUCCUGUGCACAGUAUGCUCAAAAGCUUGAACUAUCCCGACUACGUUGGAGUGAAAUCCUGCCCAGGUAUCAUCCCCGCUAUGUCUCUCCCGUUGGCAAAAAUAUGGAGCAAUUAACUCGAAGUUCGAGUAUCAACCAGUGGAGGGACACGAAAGACCUUCCGUUUGCAAACACUGUUAAUAACUGCAAGCCAGACAUUUUUACAGAGAAGUCAAUGCCAGUUCUGUUGUACAAAUUCUACUCUUACAAUCUAUCUCCUUACAAAAACUUGAGUCGUAGAUUCACUUCAAAGAAAGAUGACAAGGAAAAAACAUUAGGUAUACUUCAAAAAGCAAUAUCAUCAGCUGGUGACCAUGGGUUUUCAUUCCGAUCAAAAGGUCCAAAUUCUACAUUUUAUUUUCAGGUUUCUAAUCAGAAGCGUGGAAGCCAUAGAAAAUCAAAACUUGGAAGUGAUAUAUUUUCCCUUCUAAAGCGAACUAAACAAGUAGCUUAACAAAACAUAAGCUGUGAGAGUGGUUUAUUUUAGUGAUUGUAUGAUUAAAUGUGUUCAAUCGCUGGCUUAAAUUUUUUUUUUGGAGAAUUGAUGGUUUAAUAUGGUUUCAGAGCAGGUGGAGUAUUAGUGAUAUAUAAUUAAAUUUGUUCUUAA
This is a messenger RNA of Cucumis melo (muskmelon), 1239 nucleotides long. RefSeq names its product probable protein ABIL5. Bases 262 to 1086 code for a protein of 274 amino acids. The transcript is spliced from 9 exons. Lineage: Eukaryota; Viridiplantae; Streptophyta; Magnoliopsida; Cucurbitales; Cucurbitaceae. The record is from RefSeq and is a predicted model, not a curated record.